AUGAAGCGGAUCUUCGAACUCACCGGUAGACGCAAUAUCCCGAGCCGUGCCUCGCUUGAUUUGCCUCCUCUCUCCAUCCCGAAGAAGCGAGCCCCCAAAAUACCCGAAAAGCCUUGGCGACUUCUUGAUUUCCCCGUCGAGAUUCAACUCACUGUCUUGGGCCUACUAUCCAAGAAUGACUUGGCCUCCUUGUCGCUCGUCAACAAGCAUCUUGCCGAAAUCGCCCAGCCGAUUCUUCACAGGGAAGCUGAUCUCAGCUGCCCUCCCAUCCGUCUCGAAAACAAUUUCACCCCACUGCUCCUCUUCGUACGAACUCUUCUGAACCGGCCGGACCUGGCCCAAGCUGUUCAACAUCUGCAUUUCGAUGGAUAUGACUUUCCCAGAAGAAUCGUUGACGAAUAUCCUACAACAUUCACCGCUUCCCUCACGCGGGAAGACAAGUUGAAGGCACUCACGUUGAUUCAUGGUUCGCUUCUCAACGACGCAGUCCACUGGAGCAAAUGCUUCCUGGCGGGUCAGAUUGAUUCUAUCGUCGCCCUCCUGUUGGCUCUUACCCCCAAGGUCAAGACUAUCUAUCUCGGCGAGGACUUCUCUGUUGAGACAGACUGCCUCAGACUGCUUCUGGAUCCCGAGGGCAAGAGUAGUUCGAUAUACAGCACCUUGCAUAACUUUGAGCAUCUGCGUCAAGUCACUGUCAACAACCACGCUGUGAGCUGUUACCACCGACGCCUCAAUUUCACCGACGCCUACCAGAGCUUCUUCCAUCUUGAUAAGCUCGAGAGGCUCUCAAUCUCAACCGGCUUUCCCAAAGUUCCACGAGCGCCGUUGGUGAGCACCAAGAAACUGAACAAUCUUAAAUAUCUGGAUCUCCAAAGGGGUAGUGUAGCCGAGCUUGGGCAAAUUCUCGCCCUCGUGCCUAAUCUCACAGACUUGAAAUAUGCUUUCGCAAGGAAUGACAAGUCAAGGGCUCGUUCGAAUCCCACCAAGUCACUGGACCUUGGCGCGCUGCGCGAAUCUUUGGAAGGCCACAGACUCGGACUCGAAAAGCUGGAGCUCCUCACUAUUGACCUGAUUACGUACGGAACGCACUCAGUGCGCUGGGCCUUCAAAAUCCAGGGUCCUCCUCUCAAACUGUACGACUUUUCUAAUCUACGCCUCCUGACUGUCCCAUGGAUCUUCAUUGCUGGCAACUCAAUGGCCGCGCACCCUACACCACUGCGAUACAUCAUCCCCGAGUCAGUCGUUCAGCUCAGCUUGACAGACGAUCUGCACCAAGAGCGUUGCUGGGGCUGGGCUAGCAAGGACAUGCAGGACAUGGUCACUAACUACUUGCAUGAUGUGGACGAAUCGAGGACUGCCCUUGCUUCGAUGUACUUGGUAGGGCCGUUCAUUACAAAAAUCUUGACUGAUGAACAGUUGUUCUUCACGAGAUUGUUCGCUCGCUCUGCGGGUAUCGAUUUCAGAGCGGUCGAAAUGACUAUACCCGAGAGGGAUGAGUUGCGUGAGAAGAACGAGCGCGCGCGUCGCUAUGCGCCAUAG
This is a messenger RNA of Fusarium tjaetaba, 1539 nucleotides long. Its product is annotated as DNA mismatch repair. Lineage: Eukaryota; Fungi; Ascomycota; Sordariomycetes; Hypocreales; Nectriaceae. Gene Ontology annotation, molecular function: protein binding. The record is from RefSeq and is a predicted model, not a curated record. The transcript is spliced from 2 exons. Bases 1 to 1539 code for a protein of 512 amino acids.